Messenger RNA from Xenopus laevis (African clawed frog), 903 nucleotides. RefSeq names its product transmembrane protein 81-like. The record is from RefSeq and is a predicted model, not a curated record. NCBI's taxonomy places the organism in Eukaryota, Metazoa, Chordata, Amphibia, Anura, Pipidae. The coding region runs from base 92 to 892 and encodes 266 amino acids. The transcript has a single exon.
AUGUACCAUUGUGAUGUCACAAUGAAGAGAAAGCUCUUGGCAAAGAACCAGGUGUUUCAGUCAUUUACACUCAAGAUCUCGACAGAGCAACAUGACAUCCAGAAUGUUCUUGUUGUUUUUGUUUUCUAUUCUUUUUAUAUCUUUUGUAAAAUCACAGGAUGAAAAGGAAGUCUAUAAACCAGAGCUGAUGGACGUCCAAGGCAUGGUGGACCUCGAAGAUAAAGGCCCUUCUGCCGGAUUUAUAGUGGUUGAAUCUGGGGAAUGUAGUGUCACUUGUGGGAAUGGAGUUAAGAUGGAGAAGCGAUGCUUUGUAGAUACUUCAGGCGAGACCUCUGAUUGCCAGAAAGUAAUGUCGCCCUGUAGCAUUAGCGUACCAUGUCAACUGAUGACAUUUCAGCGUAAGCCUGGAGAUGAAUUUGCCGUAGAUUGUAUGACGGAAGAAGAGGUUAAGGAACAGGGAGAAGUAAAUAUCUAUUGGAAGCAUGCUAAAGGCAUCAUAACCACGGAUGCUAGGGUUUUUCGUCCCUUAAAACUUCGGAGCAGCAUCCUGACGUUUCCUUCCCUCCAAGUGGAAAAUACUGGCACUUACCGUUGUGAUGCACAAAGAAAGGCCGAUGGACUUUUAGCAAAACAAGUUUAUUUUGGCCUCAAGGUGAUUAACCCUGAGGUGUUUGAUUUGGAAUUCAGAAAAUAUGUCAGAAACAAGAAGUUUCUAGAGGAUGUUCCAGCAUUAGAGACAGAAGACACUGAGAAGGUCUCCCCCCAGCCAGUAAAUAAACUGCUCAUUAUUGUUGCCACUGGCAUUGGCACAGGACUUCUGGUGGGCAUUGUUAUCUGGCUGUUAUUGCUGUUCUUGUGUAGAGCCAAACCCCAGCAGCCUGACUUAGUUUAAAUACAAUUAUU